Molecule: messenger RNA, 4611 nt
Organism: Paralichthys olivaceus (Japanese flounder)
Lineage: Eukaryota; Metazoa; Chordata; Actinopteri; Pleuronectiformes; Paralichthyidae
Gene: fibinb
Product: fin bud initiation factor b
Source: RefSeq, a predicted model, not a curated record
GCCGGCCCCCGGUGCAGACUGAAUGCAGCCCUGUCAGUGACGGAGGGGCUGUAACCUGAGAGCAGCUCCGGGGGAUUAUUAUUAGACAAAAACCCGGAGAGGCAGCGGAGACAUCCAGAUGUUGCGUUCGAGGCACCGACACAAGUCAGGAGGAGAACCAGCGCUCAGACACACUUUCACACACACAGAGGAGCGAUGGGAGCUGGCAGCCUGGACUGAAGAAGAAGAAGAAGGAGAAGAAGAGGAGGAGGAAGAAGAGGAGAGAGGUUGUUGUUUUAUCCGGGAGGAGGAAGAGGAGACGUGGAGGAGGAAACUUAACUGUGCACUUUUGGAGGUUUAAACCCGGGGGAGAUGUUUGGGUUUCUGCGCCGGACUGGAGUUAAAUAGUCUGCGUGAGGCUCGAGCUGAGGUUUAAACUUUUUUUUUUUUUUACUAACAUUUAAUAGUCGUGUGUUUGUGGACAAGCGGACGGACCAUGGCUUCUCUCCACUGGCUCCUGUGCGCCGGGAUGUUGUGGACACUGUGCGCAGCCUCGUACCGCGGACCGCUGCACCCGGAGAUGUCCAACGGCACCUUCCAUCACUACUUCGUGCCGGACGGGGACUACGAGGAGAACGACGACCCGGAGAAGUGCCAGAUGUUGUUCAAGAUGACCGACGAGCGAAAGUGCGGCGUCGACGAGGACCAGGACGCGGCGAUACGCGACGACUUCACCAUCGUGAAGCGGCAGAUCGAGGACGCGGCGCGGGUGCUGGAGGGCAUCGGGAAGAGCAUCUCCUACGACCUGGACGGGGAGGACAGCUACGGGAAGUACCUGCGCAGGGAGACGGCGCAGAUCAGCGAGGCCUUCACGAACUCCGAGAAGUCUCUGCUGGAGCUGGAGGUGAAGUUCAAGCAGAGCCAGGAGAGCGAGCUGCGGGAGGAGCACCGGCUCAACGACGACUUCCUCAGCAUGAUGGUGCACACGCGGGACGUGCUGAAGGACACGCUGGACGUCUCCCUGGGGCUGAGGGACAAACACGAGCUGCUGUCCCUGAUCAUCCGCAGCCACGGGACGAGACUGAGCAGACUCAAGAACGAGUACAUGAAGUUCUGAAAAAAGUUUUAUCUUAAAAUUCUCAGAUAGCAAAAUUGUGUUGGCCCCGGAUGAGGCCCACUGUCCCCGAUCACCCAACCAUGGCCCGAGAUCGAGUUCAUGGAGGUUUUACUUAAAAAGUUUCCUGACAUACUUUAUCGUAGUUUAUUUUAGGUUCUUUCUCAAAUAGCAAAAAUUGUGUUGGCCCGGAUGUGGCCCACGCUGUCCCCUAUGAGUACACGGAGUUCGGAAAUAAGUCGUCCCUACAACAAGUCUCCAGAAUUUCCCCAAAAAGUUUCCCAACGUACUUUAUCGUAGUUUAUUUUAAAGGUUCGUUCCCUUAGAGCUAAAUUGUUUUGUCCUAGAUGUGUCCGACGCUGUCCCCCGAUCAUCUGCAGCCACGGCACAAGACCGAUCAGACAGAAGAACGAGAAGUAGAAGUUCUGUAAAAUAUAGUUUAUCGGAGUUUAUUUUAGGUCCUUUCUCAAAUAGCAAAGAAGUUUGGGCCCGGAUUUGGCCCACGCUGUCGCCCGGCCCACAUACUGCGUGGAGUGAUCGCACUUGGGUGGUCCGCUGCUGUUUGCCAGACCUGGGCCACAAGUGAGCCAUGGCACUACCGCAUGUCGACCAAGGAUGGCCCAAAUUAGGUUUGCUCUAUUUGGGCCGUAUCCACGUUUCACAUUCAGAUCACACUUUGACUAGAGCACCGCAUGUUGGCGAGAAAAGGCUCAUAUUUGUUUUUUGGUAUAUUUUGGCCACAUUUGCUAUUUUACAAGAGCCACUUUAGGCUCACAUUAAUUUAGUUCGGGCGACAGGACGACCAGAAGCGCUGCAUUGUUACCUAAAGUGGCCUAAAUCUAUUUCCUUUAUUCCUUCAUAAAUGUAUUGAAAGUUUCCUGGAAAGAAUUGUGCAGUUUUGUACCAGUUCCAGGAAAACAAGAGAGUUACAGGAGCUUUAUUUUAGUUGUGUUGAGCUUAUUGUUGACUUCCAGAUGAAUUUCCAUGCAAAAGUAAUAUAAUGAUUUAUUAAAUGGCAUGGCUCUUUCCAGGAAAGUUCGUAGGAGAUCAUUUGGAAAUAAACUGGGAUUUACGCCUGAAAGCUGAAACCUCACUCUAUUUCAUUUUUUUUUUAAUUAUUCCAGGUUUUAUGCUUGAGUGAGACCAUCGAGUGAGGUCAUGGGUGAAGAUUCAUAUCAGGGAUUUAAUAUCAAAGCUCAAAAUGUCAGUUCGCCUAAAUUACAAAUGAAAUUAAUAAACUCAACUACUUCAAACAGACAUUAAACAUGAGCCGUUCUUAAUCUUUCCACUACAUGAACCUCAUUAACAAAAAUCAGCCGUAAUUGUGACGUUGCAAAACUUUGGGAACACGCAGUGCUGAUGCUCAGCUCCACUGACCUCAGAAGUUGAAGCCAUGAAACUACGUCACGCCCGAGUCGACCACGUUCAGGCACAAUAAAACGGUUUGUUUUACUCUGCGGGGUGUGAGGGAUUAGAGUUUCCUCUCGCCAGGCCUGCCGUUAUUAGCAAUAGCAUAGCAUAGAGCAGUAUUUGCGUUUAUCUAAGUGUCCACAGAGGUAAGCGUAGAGCAGCCAUGUUGGACCUCAUGGUCCAGGGGUCAUUCUAGUUGAAAUCUCCCUCUGGGAACUCUGAGACUUUGACUUCCCAGUUCAAAUGGAACGCACCAUUAGCAACUCACACUUUGCCAGCUGUUUAACAUAGAGGGGUGGGAAUACUAUACUUGGAGGUUGUGCAGCAGCAAGUGACGCAGGAAACAUUGUGGGAAGUAUAGAUUCCAGUAAAUGUCAGCAAAUCCUAAGUGUCCUGAUCUGAACUUCACUGACAUUAAGCUGAUAUUAAACAUGCAAACAGGAACUUAUCUCAGAAUUUGAAGUUCAUCUGCAAUGAAGGGAAAUUCUUAAAUCAAGACUAUAGAAAGACUCGUAUUUUUGCAUUUGCAAACUGUGAUAUCGGCCAAAAGAAGAGUUUUACUAACUUCUGACUUACACACGUAUCCCUCAACAAGAGUUAAUGAAGUAAAACUUUUGAAGAAAGGCUGAUAUUUAAUGUCUGUUUGGUGCAGGGGCUGUUUUCGUUUUCUUUUUUUUACUUCAAAAAUCAACAAACUAUGUAUUUACGCAGAUUUUUGAGAUGGAAGCUGAAUUACCAACCGGGCAGCCGGGUUCAAUCAACUUUCCACAAACAGAUUUUUCCACCAUACGAGGAGUAUUGGUUUCUGGUCGUAUAAUGAAGCUCCAUGUAUAGUCUUCUUUAUAGUCUGAUUGGAACACAGGGGCCCCAGUGUAUACAUGCUGAGUGCAUGAGCUAAUUUGGGCCUGGGGCCCUCUGAGAGUCUAAUAUGAGCGUGUCUUUGCUAAACCAGAACAAUGAAGGUGAAUUACAUUUAGUUUGUGGUGCCCACAGCAUUAAAUAAUAAAAAUGGGAAACUGAAUAAUUUCUGUCCAGAAACAGUCAAACUGCAAAAUACUGAAGAAAGAAAACUGAACAGCAUUUAGAGAAAAACAAGCCCAGCUCAACGAUACACGUCUGAGGCCUUGUGGUGUCGUCGUGACGAGAUCUGACAAGUUCAUAUGUUCUUAUAUCAUCUUUUAUGACGUGAGUGAGAAAUCUCAGAGGGAUAUCUCAAAAUCGAGUAAAGUCAAAUUAUCUUCAUUUAUGAAUAAGUAAGGAAACAAGCUUAUUGAGUGAACUGACCCUUUAAAAAAAAAAAAAGUCUGACCGGCAUUCACAUUCAAAAGUCUCACUUUCUUUCAACGUUACAGCAAAAACAAAUGACAUCAUCCGACACGUGCACGGAGAACAUUGUGAUUUGUGAUCAGCGUCAGUGAUAAUAACACACCCAGCGAACCGUAAACACACACAGAGGUCGUUACAUCACUAAACAUGGCCGGAAACAACAGACUCACAUUGUCCCAGUCUGAGUGAACGGUGAAUCAAAUAAAUCUCCACAAAUGUCUGAUUUUUUAUAUAACGUCUUGUUAUAUUUUGGACAGUUUCUGUGUCAGUGUCUUUUCUAUUAUGUGUUUCUGUUUUAAUUCUGACCCUGGACGUUAAAUAAACUGUAGUGAAGCAGCUGACCCGGUCACAGCUCCUCACAUGAGCGACUAUUAUCACCGGUCCUCCACAUGAACGUUUCAGAAGUGACAGAAGAAUGUUUCCAAGUGGACACCAACAGUUUCUUUUUUUUGUUUGUUUUUGCUCUACAGGCUUGCAGACGUUGCACUACACUUUACUGUUCCGGUGCUAAAGGUUGUGACGUGGUGUAAAAUGCGAGGCCUCUACUGUGCCGUACUGCACAGACAGUGUAAUCUUGUAAAAUGUACAGUGUGUUAUUAGAAGUAAGUAAAUACUGUGAGUGCCAAUAUCUUUAUUACAGAACACGUUGAUAUGUAUUCAUUGUUUAUAUAAAGUUUUGAAAUAGAGCAGCGUAUAUAUAUCUAUUCUUGUUCACCUUCAAGAUGUGUGUGACGGGUAAGACUGCAGGUCGUGUCUUCUCAAAUAAAGAGGUUUGUGUUUCA